This is a messenger RNA of Peromyscus maniculatus bairdii (prairie deer mouse), 2600 nucleotides long. RefSeq names its product RAN binding protein 3 like (gene Ranbp3l). The record is from RefSeq and is a predicted model, not a curated record. Gene Ontology annotation, biological process: protein export from nucleus. NCBI's taxonomy places the organism in Eukaryota, Metazoa, Chordata, Mammalia, Rodentia, Cricetidae.
CUCCCUUAAGAACUGUGCACAUCCAGCUGUCUCAGGGUAAACUCGGACCAAGCAGAGAAACCUUGACUGAAUCCUGCGGUACUUUUUCCCUCUGCAAUGGGUUUCUCCAGGAGUCCUCUUUGUGCUUGAGGGACUGGACUCCAGAUCAGAAAAGAAAGCGAAAAUGGCUAAAACUGACCGAGAGAGAUAGUUUUUGUAGGAUUUUACAUUAUAAAAGGAGAAAGUCUUCAGGGUGUUUUGAAGCAAUGAACGAAGUCUUGUUUCUAGCCAAAUAAGUUGGCAUCUCUGUAGGCAGGAGACGUAACACUGGUAAAUCUUUACUGCAGGGUUCUUAACCAGGGGGAGCUCCGUCAUGUUCUUCGAGGAGUAAAUGUUUUACAUGCGAGGCGAGAUCUGCGUGUGCCUCGGUGUUCUUUCCAAGUGACUUCUGGAGACAGUUUUAGAUGAUUGGCUAAGACAAAAUGCCCUAGUGUGCCCCGAGCCACAGCCAGAUUGUUGGUGCCAUGUCUACCACCCAGAGGAAAGACGACAGCCCCCUGCUCACCGGUUUGGGCACGUGUCAGCUGAAGGCGCAGGAGGACCAGCAACAGCAAGAAAAACAUGUCAUUGCUCAGCCAAUAUUUGUUUUUGAGAAAGGAGAACACACUUUCAAGAGACCUGCAGAAGACAGGCUGGAUGAAGCAGCAGAGCAUGAAUUCAAUGGUUUCUCCAGAAAGCGGAUAAGGUCUUCAUCUGUUACGCUUCAUACUACAGAUUCUCAGGCUCUAGGAGUGGCAGCUUCGUCUCAGACGCGCCUGAGGUCCUCAUCAUUCACCGAUGUCCCAACCUUCCCCCCCUCUGGACCAGUAAGGAAAAACAAUGUUUUUAUGACAUCAAGUCUGGUGCAGAGGAAUAUUGACAUGAACAGCAUAGAGCAAGGUCCUGUGAGACCUUCAGAGCAUGUUUUAAGACCUGCUACUCUGCAGCCCCCUCAAGUUCAAAGCUGCGAACACCUAAGCAAAACAUCUGGGCCUGGUGCUUCGAAACCUUGCAAACUUAAGGAAAAUACCAAGCACAAGGUAUCCGAGGCGAACUCUAGUUUGCUAAGUGAAAAUUUAUCAAAUGCCCGAAGUUCAGCCCAGCUGUCUACUGACCUACAAGUCUCAGAGGCAACAUCAGGGUGCCAGCCAAAGGAAGAUACGUGUUCUUUUAAAAGCUGCAGUUCUGACUUUGUUUUUGGAGAAAACAUGGUAGAAAGAGUUUUGGGCACUCAAAGGCUCACCCAGCCUCCACUUCAAAACCAUUCAUAUGCCAAGGAAAAAACAUUCAAAUCUGUUCUGAAAUUUCCUACUGCUGCUUCAGAUCCAAGCUCUAUUAAAACUGUAUCCCUAAUUGAAUCAGCGGCUGCUUUUUCCUCCAAACCAUCACAAAAAUGCUUGCUCGAGAAAAUUGAUGUCAUAAUAGGAGAUGAAACGGAACAUAAUGUGCUAAAGAUCAACUGCAAGAUAUUUGUAUUCACCAAGAUAACACAAUCCUGGACUGAAAGAGGCAGAGGGACUCUGAGGCUGAACGACAUAGGGAGCAGUGGCUGCGGGACACUGCAGUCAAGACUGAUCAUGCACAACCAAGGCAAUCUGAGGCUGGUCCUCAACAGCAGACUCUGGACUCAAAUGAAGGUUCAAAGAGCAAAUCACAAAAACUUGCAAAUCACUGCGACUGAUUUAGAAGGCAAUGGUAUAAAGGUAUUUUUAAUUCAGGCCAGUGCCAAAGACAUAGGCUAUCUGUACGCAGCAAUACAUCACCGUCUUGUUGCCCUUCGAAGCCUCAGGAAGCAGGCCGAGGGUGAUCCAGCUGAAAGCCCGUCAGACACAGUCCUCCAGCAGUUCAGCUGUGAUGAGGAUGAGGAUGACUUCAUACAAGUCACUAAAAAUGGAUCAGAUCCUUCAAGAUGGAACCACAGACAGUCAGUUGUCUGUUCAUAGCACUCUCGAUUGUAAACAUGACAUCUACAGAAACUGGUCACUCUACUGAAAUGCCAGACUGUCUUGAAGAUUCUACACAUACUUUGAAGAGUUUUUUUUUUUAAUUAAAGAAAUACAACUUCUUGUAAUUAAAAGUUAUGUUUUACUUUAAAUUUUGAUUAUUGUGGAUAGAAUUUAAGAAAUGAACUUCAGAAGAUAAAAAUUCAUCAUUCUGUGGAUUAAUCUAGAAUAGGAUUUGAUAACUAAUUUGGACUAUUCAUCAUGUUGAUGGGUAUAAUAAUUAAAAGUACAAAUUGUUGGUUUUUGAUAAAUAUCUCACUAAAGUAUUUUAUUCAUACACUGUCUGGCUAUAGGAAAAAUAUUUUACUAAAUUUACAGCCAUAUCUUUAAAAAUAUUAUAACUGUAAGGCAUUUCAUUAAAUCAUGUUUAUCUUCUGAGAAAUGUAUAUUACACUUAUACUUUGAGUUUCCUAAUACAUAUAUUCAAGUAGAAAUUCUUUUACAAAAGUGUCCAUUUUUGGACUUGUAUCCAUUGCAUCUUAUAUAUUAUGCUCACAGUCAGCCCACAAAUGUUGGGGAAUAAUUGAACAAAAUGUAAUAUAUUAUGUAUGUGUCAAAAAUACAAAAGCCAAAUAUCAA